Capsella rubella is the source of this 1604-nucleotide messenger RNA. Its product is annotated as hippocampus abundant transcript-like protein 1. The coding region runs from base 8 to 1324 and encodes 438 amino acids. Gene Ontology annotation, molecular function: transmembrane transporter activity. The record is from RefSeq and is a predicted model, not a curated record. Gene Ontology annotation, biological process: transmembrane transport. NCBI's taxonomy places the organism in Eukaryota, Viridiplantae, Streptophyta, Magnoliopsida, Brassicales, Brassicaceae. The transcript has 14 exons.
CUUUACAAUGGAAGAAACGACUACAUUUCAGGGACUAGCACACCUCUUCGUGACGAUAUUCUUGUACUGCUUCUCGGCAUUCAUCGUUACGCCGGUGAUGACAGACGUCAGCAUGGCGGCUCUAUGUCCCGGUAAAGAUGAGUGUUCUCUCGUCAUUUACCUCUCCGGCCUUCAACAAAUUAUCACGGGUGUGGGAUCGUUGAUGAUGAUGCCAUUGGUGGGAAGCUUGUCGGACAAGCAUGGGAGAAAAUGUUUACUUACUCUUCCAAUGACACUCAACAUUUUGCCUCUUGCGACAAUGGCAUAUAGUAGAGGGACGACCAUUUUUUACGUCUACUAUGUACUCAAGACUUUUACUUCGAUAAUUUGUGAAGGAAGUGUUCUUUGUCUUGCCCUUGCUUACGUGGCUGACAAUGUAUCAGAAGGACAACGAGCCUCAUCGUUCGGAAUACUUACAGGGAUUGCAUCUUGUGCAUUUGUCUGCGCCACUCUAUGCGCUCGAUUUUUAUCUAUUGCAACCACAUUUCAAGUCGCAGCAACAAUGGCAAUUUUAUCAACAAUAUACAUGAGACUUUUCCUACCGGAAUCUAUCCCAGACAAUACUCUAAGGGCUUCCAUUGUUUCAAAUGAGAAGCUGAAUUCUCCUUUACUUGAAGACUGUCCCGGAUAUAGAAACAAAAUAUCUAGAUCAGUUCGUUUGGUACGUGAAAUGGCAUCUCUAAUGAGAAGGAGCGUUCCACUAUUUCAAGUUGCGAUGGUAUCCUUCUUUAGUAGUCUUGGUGAGGCAGGUCUACAUGCUUCAUCUGUGUAUUAUUUAAAGGCAAAGUUUCACUUUAACAAAGACCAGUUUGCUGACUUGAUGAUCAUAUUUGGCACAGCCGGGUCUAUUUCACAGUUGCUCUUCAUGCCUAUACUAGUUCCAGCUUUAAAAGAGGAGAGACUUCUCUCAAUUGGUCUUUUCUUUGCUGCUGCCCAUAUGUUCCUCCUCUGUGUGGCAUGGUCAUCAUGGGUUCCAUAUAUAGCAGCCAUAUUUGCACUUUUCUCUAUAUUUCCGCAAUCAUGUAUGAGGAGCAUUGUCUCCAAACAAGUAGCAUCAAAUGAACAGGGAAAAGCCCAAGGGAUUAUUUCAAGUAUAUGUUCCCUUGCAAAUGUCAUUUCCCCACUGGCAUUUUCACCUUUAACAGAUUGGUUUCUGUCGGAGAGUGCCCCAUUUAAUUUCCCAGGUUUCAGUAUAAUGUGUGCGGGAGUUACCAUGACUAUAGCUUUCAUCCAAAGCCUCAUGAUCAGAGCAACACCACCAAUGUCAGAUAUUGGAUCGCCAUAGUGCGGUUAGCUCAAAAGUCAAAACCAUAUAUAAGGGCUAAAUACAUUUAGUAGCUUAAUAUUUUGUAUAAACCCUUAAUAUUGCAAACGGGUUUAUGAUUUCGAAGGUCAGCAAUAUUAUCAUGUUUAUUAGGCUCAUUACUAGCUAGCUCCAAGAGGACACACCAUAUCUGUUGACAACUCUUUUUUGUUAAUUAUGUCUUUAUUUAUGUUGUUGUUAGAAGGUAUUUAGUUUGUCUAAAGAACAACAAUAGCUCCAAUAUUUGUAUCAUUUACAUUUA